AUUUAACCUAAACGUCAAAGUCUACGGGUCUUUUUAAUAUUUUACGCAUUUUACCUUUACCUAUCUGUCAAAAUAUUUAUAAAAAUACUUUUUUAUGAGUAAUUAGUGCAUUAUUUCAUAAUUAUUAUGGAAGUAGAAUCAGAGGGAUACCAUAACAAUCAUACCAUGGAUAAGCCACAGUCACCUGCUGGAGGCGGUGGUUCACGGUCGGUUUCCGUUGAAUCCAUUCAUUCUGCUCGAUCAGCCAGUCCUCAGCUUAACGGUAGCAGUGACGCUAUUCAAUCAUCUCCAAGGAAAUCACGGUCACGUUCACAUAGUGGGUCAAGACCUGGAAGUGUGGCCAGCUCCAAGUCUUCGAGAUCUAAUUCUAGAUCCCCUCAUUCUCAGAAAACUGGAAGUAGAGCAAGUUCUAAAUCCAGGUCAAGAUCCAGAUCUCAAAGUUCUCAAGGAUCUAGGAAAAGUAGCCAUGAUAGAUCUGGAUCACCUUCAGGUGGUCCCAAAUCUCCAGUUGGUUCAGCAAGAGCUGCAUCGGAAGCAUCACUUAGAUCACGAUCCAGAUCUAACUCUGGAUCAAGAAAAUCACAUUCUCGAUCACGUUCAAGAUCAAAUUCUGGUUCUCGGAAAUCGAAAUCUAGAUCAAGAUCAGCAAGUCCAGAAAAGAGAGGUUCCAGGUCUAGGUCAGGAUCUAGAUCAAGGCCUACUUCUCCAAAAGCUAGAUCAAGAUCACGUUCCCGUUCUUUUGAUUCAAAUUUGAAGAAAAAUGAUCGAAAAUCUAGAUCAAAAUCACGAUCUGGAUCUCCAAAAGCUGCCUCAAGAUCACGUUCUAGAUCUGGAUCAGCUCAUUCAGAAUCAAAUUUAAAUAAAAUAAUAUCACGAUCUAAAUCUCAUUCCAAAUCUCCAAAGGCUGCUUCAAGAUCAAGGUCCCGAUCAGGAUCUGCAGUAUCAGAAUCAAAUAAAAAUCAAAGAAAAUCUAGGUCCCGAUCUCGUUCGGGUUCUGCAAAAGCAGCUUCACGUUCUAGAUCCCGAUCAGGAUCUGCAUUGUCGGAAUCAAAUAAAAAUACAAGAAAAUCUAGAUCCCGAUCUCGUUCUGGUUCGGUAAAAGCAGCUUCACGUUCUAGAUCCCGAUCAGGAUCUGCAGUAUCAGAUUCAAAUAAAAAUACAAGAAAAUCUAGAUCCCGAUCUCGUUCGGGUUCGGUAAAAGCAGCUUCACGUUCUAGAUCUAGAUCCGGAUCAAGAAAAUCUAGGUCUGGAUCAAGAAAAUCUAGGUCUGGAUCAAGAAAAUCUAAAUCACGGUCGAGAUCUCGUUCAGGUUCUGCUAAAGCCGCUUCAAGAUCAAGAUCUCGCUCUGGUUCACCCCGAUCUAGAUCAAUAUCAAGAAAGUCAAGAUCACGAUCAAGAUCAGGCUCAAACAAUUCGAGAGCUGCUUCAGCAAAAUCAAGAUCAGGAUCAAGAAAAUCAAGAUCUGGUUCGAGAAAAUCAAGGUCAGGCUCCAGAAAAUCAAGAUCAGGCUCCAGAAAAUCAAGAUCAGGCUCGAGAAUAUCAAGAUCAGGAUCAAGAAAAUCAAGAUCAGGAUCGAGAAAAUCAAGAUCUGGAUCGAGAAAAUCAAGAUCAGGAUCAAGGCGAUCGAGGUCUGGUUCACCAAAAUCAAGAUCGCGGUCUAGAUCGGGAUCAAUUAGGUCAAGAUCUGGUUCGCGAAGAUCUCGAUCUGGCUCCGGUUCACGAAGAUCUCGAUCUGGCUCCGGUUCACGACGAUCCCGAUCAGGUUCUAGAAGAUCUCGAUCAGGAUCCAGAAGAUCAAGGUCAGGAUCAAGACGGUCUAGAUCUGGUUCGGCUAGAUCUAGGUCUGGAUCUAGAAGGUCUAGAUCUGGUUCAAGAAGAUCUAGAUCUGGUUCAGCAAGAUCUCGAUCAGGGUCACGCAAGUCUAGAUCAGGCUCACGUAAAUCUAGAUCAGGGUCACGCAAGUCUAGAUCAGGGUCACGUAAGUCUAGAUCAGGGUCACGUAAGUCUAGAUCAGGGUCACGUAAGUCUAGAUCUGGUUCCAGAAGAUCAAGAUCAGGUUCCAGGUCGAGGUCUCGGUCAGGAUCAAGAAGAUCAAAAUCGGGUUCAAGGUCUAAAUCACGAUCAAGAUCUAAAUCGGGUUCUCGUUCAAAAUCAAGGUCGCGCUCACGAUCAGGUUCUGCAAAAGCUAGAUCCAGGUCUAGGUCUAGAUCUGGUUCAGGUAAUGAAGGUAAGGUAUCCAGAAAACGCCUUAUAUCUGAUUCAGAAGAUGAAAUUGAAUCAACACAUAAAACUAAACGAGCAAUUGUUAGUGAUGAUGAGGACGUAGAUGCAUCUACAGCGGAAAAACAAGAUGAACCUGAAAAAGAAGCUCCUCCUCCACCACCAGAGGAUUAUGAUUCUGACGAGGGUAUUGUGGACAGGGGAGGUGACCGGGAUGAAAAUCAUGGAUUAUCAGAUUUUGAUAUUAUGCUUCAAAGAAAAAAAGAAGAGGGUAAUAGAAAACGCAAACGAAAGGAUAUUGAUAUUAUAAACGAUAAUGAUGAUAUAAUUGCCGGGUUACUUGGUGACAUGAAAAAUGCUGCUGAUGAAGAUCGACGACUUAAUGAACAACUUAAACCUGCAACAAAAAAAUCAGCAAUGCUAGCAAAAGUUAUGUCACAAUUAAAAAAACACGAUUUACAGUUGGCUUUCAUAGAACAUAAUGUAUUAAAUGUUCUUACUGAUUGGUUAGCUCCUAUGCCUGAUAGGUCUUUACCUUCUUUACAAGUUAGAGAACAAUUAUUGAAACUUUUAGCAGAUUUUCCUAGAAUUGAUCAGUCCACAAUAAAGCAUUCCGGUAUUGGUAAAGCUGUGAUGUAUUUAUAUAAACACCCAAAAGAAACUAAAGAAAAUCGAGAGAGGGCAGGACGACUGAUUAGUGAAUGGGCUAGGCCAAUUUUCAAUCUUUCCACAGAUUUUAAAGCCCUUAGUAGGGAAGAACGGGUACAGAGAGAUUAUGAGCAAAGGGGUGGCAAAAGACGAAAAUCAGAGGAAGAAGUAACUGCCCAAGAGCGUAAAGAGCUCAACAAGGCUUUGAAUUCAGAAGGAAAACCACUCAGACCUGGCGAAAAGGGCUGGGUAGCUAGAGCAAGAGUACCUAUACCAUCCAAUAAAGACUACUUAGUUAGACCAAAAUGGCAUUCCGAAGUGGAUAUUAGUAGGACAACAAAGAAGGGUUUAAAUAGGUUUGAAAGACAUUAUAAGAACUUUAUAGAUGGCAAGAGGUUGAAGCAAACUAGGAGAGCCGUUGAAAUUUCGAUUGAAGGAAGAAAAAUGGCGUUGUAAUUUUUGAUAGUGAUAUUUUAGUUAAGAUUAUAUUUUCACAUUGAGUUUACAUAAUAACGAAUUUAUUAUAUCUACAUACGAAUCUAAUAUAGCUAUUCUAAAUUAUUGAAUAGCUAACAUUUAAAAACAAAAUGUGCAUUCAUGAUUUAGUUUAUUAUAAAAAUGUAUUCCGUUUUUUUUUUUGGUUCAUUUUAUGCAUUGACUUGUCUUUUGGAAAAUAUUGUUUUGUUUAUGAAACUUUAUCAAUAUCUACCCUCCCUUCCUACCUGUUAAGGUUUCAUGAAAUUAUGAAGUAUAUUUACACAAUUUUGUAUUUGAUUUAAAACUGCAUUGUUUAUCAAUUGAUAACUUCAUUGUUGAUAGUCAAUUAUGUUAUUUAUAUAAUCAUUUAUGAAUUUUAUGUCAAUCAUUUUUUUUUUUAAUAAUUUCAGUAAGAUCGUUGUAGUUUUCUUUGUAAAAGUAGAAAACUAUUUGUAGAAAAUUUAAUUUACAUACUUCAAAAGUACUGAGUGUUUUAUGUAAUAUCGUUUUUUACAAAAUAAAUAAAG
Molecule: messenger RNA, 3872 nt
Organism: Psylliodes chrysocephalus
Lineage: Eukaryota; Metazoa; Arthropoda; Insecta; Coleoptera; Chrysomelidae
Source: the annotation of a GenBank genome assembly